Molecule: messenger RNA, 5153 nt
Organism: Mesoplodon densirostris (Blainville's beaked whale)
Lineage: Eukaryota; Metazoa; Chordata; Mammalia; Artiodactyla; Ziphiidae
Gene: WIPI2
Product: WD repeat domain, phosphoinositide interacting 2
Exons: 12
Coding region: 179-1489 (436 amino acids)
Biological process (GO): nucleophagy; protein lipidation; protein localization to phagophore assembly site
Cellular component (GO): cytosol; extrinsic component of membrane; phagophore assembly site membrane
Molecular function (GO): phosphatidylinositol-3-phosphate binding; protein binding; phosphatidylinositol-3,5-bisphosphate binding
Source: RefSeq, a predicted model, not a curated record
CAGGCGCGCCUGGCGGCCCGGCUCUGGAGCAUAAACAAGAGCGGGGUCGGGAUGAGGUGGUUGUUGAUGUCCGAGCGGCGAGUGGCGGCGAGCGGGGCCCGGCGCCGACCCUGAGGUCACCCCGACCUGCCCUCCCGCGCGCGAGCUCCGGGCCGGGCCCACCCGCCGCGCGCCCACCAUGAACCUGGCGAGUCAGAGUGGCGAGGCUGGCGCCAGCCAGCUGCUCUUCGCCAACUUCAACCAGGACGUCACGUCUCUAGCUGUUGGUAGUAAAUCCGGUUAUAAAUUUUUCUCCCUUUCUUCUGUGGAUAAACUGGAACAGAUCUAUGAAUGCACUGACACUGAAGAUGUGUGCAUCGUGGAAAGAUUGUUCUCAAGCAGCUUAGUGGCCAUCGUUAGCCUCAAAGCCCCCAGGAAGCUGAAGGUUUGCCACUUUAAGAAGGGGACCGAGAUCUGCAACUACAGCUACUCCAACACCAUCCUGGCUGUGAAGCUGAACAGGCAGAGGCUGAUCGUGUGCCUGGAGGAGUCUCUGUAUAUACACAACAUCCGGGACAUGAAGGUGCUGCACACCAUCCGGGAGACGCCCCCAAACCCCGCAGGCCUGUGUGCGCUGUCCAUCAACAACGACAACUGUUACCUGGCGUAUCCAGGCAGCGCGACCAUCGGGGAGGUGCAGGUCUUUGACACCAUCAACCUGAGAGCUGCAAACAUGAUCCCGGCCCAUGACAGCCCUUUAGCCGCACUGGCCUUCGACGCCAGCGGAACCAAGCUCGCCACUGCUUCCGAGAAGGGGACCGUGAUUAGGGUAUUUUCCAUUCCAGAAGGACAAAAACUCUUCGAGUUCCGGAGAGGAGUGAAGAGGUGUGUGAGCAUCUGCUCCCUGGCCUUCAGCACGGACGGCGUGUUCCUGUCCACCUCCAGCAACACGGAGACUGUGCACAUCUUCAAGCUCGAGACUGUGAAAGAAAAGCCUCAGGAGGAGCCCACCACCUGGACCGGCUACUUCGGGAAGGUGCUCAUGGCGUCCACCAGCUACUUGCCCUCCCAAGUGACAGAAAUGUUCAACCAGGGCAGAGCCUUUGCCACAGUGCGCCUGCCUUUCUGUGGCCAUAAGAACAUCUGCGCGCUGGCCACAAUCCAGAAGAUUCCCCGAUUGCUGGUGGGAGCCUCGGACGGGUACUUAUACAUGUACAAUCUGGACCCCCAGGAGGGAGGCGAGUGCACCUUGAUGAAACAGCACAAGUUGGACGGCAGCAUGGAGACGACCAACGAGAUCCUAGACUCCACGUCCCACGACUGCCCAUUGGUGACGCAGACAUACAGCACGGCUGUGGCCAAGGGUCCUCACCUGCCUUCGUCCCCAACGGCACUGGCCUACGCGGACGAGCUGGGCGCGGUGGGCGGCGCGGGCCUGGAGGACGAGGCCCGCGCCCUGCGGCUGGAGGAGGACAGCGAGCAUCCUCCCAUGAUUCUCCGGACAGACUGAUCGUGACCUGUGAGCUCUUCGGACCCCCGAGGCUGAGAACACUGGCCGACAGAGGACUUGGCGUCAUGCUGCUAUGAACUUUGACCCGAGUUGGGGGAGAGAAUGGCAGAGACUUCAAGAGGACAAAAAAAAGAUUGUAGCUGUAGUCUCAUUCCAUGCUGUCGAGAAAUACAUUGGUCUCACUUCAGUGGCUUUUAAUCCUGCUUAUGAAUUUCAGCUUUUUGUUGGUUUUCUCAUUUUGCCAAAAUUAACUGUUUGGUGAAGCCCUUGAAACCGCCUUGCUUUGCAUGUAUUAAUGUGCCGAUCCAGCCCGGGAGAGCUAGAGCCACUUCCUGACAACCUGCAGGCCUUUGGGUUUUCAAUCCUACAGACUGGGGAGCGGCCCCGAGAAGGCAGCAGCGAGCGGAGCGGGUCACGCGGGGCCGGGUGGCGACCCGGAGGGGAGUCCCCUCUCCCUAGAGCCCCUCCGGGACCAUUUUCCCCGUUUUAUUUUGUUAAUUAAAUUCUUUCCAAAUUGGAUUUUCUGGGGUUUCUUCUGCGGUGGAUUUUUGUUUCUGGUCUUGUUUUCCACGUGGGUGUUAGAAGAGAGAGGUUCUUCCCGACCUUGAAACCCUUUUGCUCUGAUAGCACGUGAGCUUGAAAGACCGCCAAGGAACAGCAGAGUGAGGGAAGGCCACGUAGGUAAAUCAUCUGGGCUUUGCUGUGAUCUUCCUGUUGAACAACUGUGUGUGUGUGUUUGUGUUUGUUUUUUCAAGGAACGUUUGUGGCUGCUUCUUUGCCCAUAAAGCACAGAAUUCAGAUGUGAUAGGCACCUGAGUUGUGCUCUUAGCUCGAGCUCCACUGUCUGGGGGGGUCCUUCUUACCUGUGUCAGGAGGAGGAGAGAGGAAGCUGGCUGGAGACACCUUGCUUACAGGGUGACCUGGGCCUGUUUGUUUUCGUCUUCAAAAUUGUUCAGCAAAAGUGAUGAGAGAUUGUGGUCACAAGCUCAGCGUUUGCCUGGCUUCCCUUCUCAUUCUCAUAGAAUUUAAACAACCUCAAAUACCUCGAACUCUGCAUUCCAAACCAAGACACGUAGCAGUUAAUGUUUUGAGGGAUUUUAAGAGGAGUUGGCGGCAUGAAAGUUGGUUCUGGCUUCUCGGGGACGGUGACGGUUAAGGAUGGAAGCGGAAAAGCAACAGUGUCUGCCUUCCCUCUUCUUUGAACAGAGGAAGGGUCUGGGGUGUCUGUUCCAGGUUGUGUGUGUACCUGGGUUGUGGCGGUCAAGUGGCUUGUGUCGGGGAAGCAGUUGUCAAACUGACUGCCCCCUUCCAGUGCCCAGCUCCAGGGUCAGUCCCUGAGCCUCAGGCUGCUUGUCCAGUGGUUGACCCGGUGCAAGGGGUGCCCGGGGCACAUGUGACCGCAGCAGAAAUCUGCAGAAACGCUCGUUGUGGCAGUGAUGUGAAGUGCUACGUUAGAGGAGAAGGUGGGAACAUAGUCAGCUUUCCCCCAAAGCCUCCGUGCAUCUGUCCUGGAUCCCUGACUAAACAGGAAGCCCCGGCGGUGGGUCUGGUACCCGGGCCCCUGCUGAGCCCUGAGCGAGGACAGGGGGGCCCGGCGGCCCCGUCCACCCGGCCAUGCCUGGAGCUCCCUCCCUCUCUGUCUCUUGAAGCAGGCUCGGGGUCUGUCUCCUUGGUGUCAGAGCAUCCGUGGCUGCUGUGAUGCCCAGGAAGAGAGCAGCCUCCCUGUCAACUGGUCCCAGCCCUGCUGGUCGACUCCACGCUUGGAGUGUUUGGGGGAAUCAGAUCUGCUUCACUGGGUUUCUCUUGUGAAAGGCACGUGGUUUUGUCAUUCUUUGGGGUCAGUCAUCCCAGCAGACGGGGUCAGCGUCAGUUCCCCUCGCCGUGGGGCCCGGACGGCCCAGGCGCUGUCUUCUCGGAUGUGAGAGCCCUUUGCUCGCCCGGGUCACUGAAACCUGCGCGCCGCCGAGAGGGGGUCCGAGGAUUCUUGGUUGAGAAGAACCGAAAGGAUGGGUGGGCGUUUGCGGACCAGCCUUUGGAGGGGUGGGCGCCCCUGCACCUCCCUUGCCGGUUCCGUUGCCCGAGCAUCCCUUCCUCUGCUCCACGUGGGUCCGAGUCCCAACGUCACCAGCCUGAGGCCCCUGCAGGAGGCUCAAGACAGCAGGGGCAGAGGCCGCUGAGUGGUCAACAGCAGGACUCUGCCAGGACGAGGCGGGGGACUCAGCCGGACCCAGCAGAGCACGUGUCCUGGUUGGCUGAACCCCCAAACUACACACCAGUGUUAAUUUUUUAAGUCAUAGUUUACCAAACUUAAGAUUACUUGUCACUGCCGGGAAACUUAAUGGACUUGCGUGGAUCGGGACCAGAUCUUUUGUACUUUCUAAAUGAUGGGGCCGAGCAUCAGCUUGAACCUGGAGUUAAGGACUGAAUUCAGCCCCCGAUUCUACCACUGCUGGCGGUGGCCCUGGAGCCUCGGGCUCUGGACUGGACAGCGGGAGCCGUCCCUGCCCACAGCUCUCGUGAAGUGUAACUCGAAGUGGGCGCCCAGCCAGCAUUGAAACAGAAACCCGUCUUACGGAACUGAACGCAUCGUUUUCCUUCAGCUCUGGUUCCUGAGCGCAAAGCCGGUGGGAAUUGGUAUAAACCACUUUCACACACCAGGUUCUGUGUGGUUCCCUUUCGUCCCCUGGACGCCCAGAGCAGUGGGUGGACGUGGGCAUCGGUCUGGAGACUUGCCGAGUCUCAGACGCUAGCACCACCCAUGUGGCUACAGUUUGCCACCAGAGCCUGGGGCCUGCGCUCUCGUCCCAGCAUGAACUCCCUUCCGGCCAAGACGGGACAUGAACUCCUGCCUUCCUGGUGUCUCCUGGAGCCUCCAGCCCUGCCCUCUGUCAGGGCUCCCAGCCCAGGAGUGGGCGACCGAGCUCUGCCUGUUCAUGGGUUUGUUUGGGGAGAAGAGAGAGAAUCUCGCCUCCCCCACGGCCAACAGUGACCAUGUGCUGGAGAGACGAGAAGUGCCCAGGUCCCUGCUUAGCAAAGGAGCACAGGACGGCCAGCAAUGGGGUCAUCUUCCCGGCCUGUUGCCUGCCAGCAGCUGCUGUUCCAGUGAUGCGCUGGCGCAGGGCUGCCCGUGAGCCAUGCUCGGGGGUGGUGUUUGUCCCCCGCCCCCCCAAAAAAUCUCUGUAGGUCCUCUUUUGCAUGCAGGGAAUGACGGGAUCUCUGGUUUUAAAUGUACAUGUGAAACCAUAGGUAGCACAGCUGAAAAUCCAAAUACGUUAUUUUACAAGUGUACUUAAUCAUUCUUAAGGUGGGUGGGCUGAAAACUUGGGCUUGGGUUUGGGUGUCAGAAAUGUGAAAACAAAGUGCACGCAAGCCAUCGGCAUUUGGUUUGGGGGGACGCUUUACACAGGAUUCUCUUCGUGAGUAACUUCUUUCUUACUGAAAAUAUGUAAUGAUCGCUAAUAGCCAAGCAGACAGAUUCCACUGCUGUAUAUUUUAGUUCUUACCCAGGUCAAAAUCCUUGGCCCGUGUUGUACCUUUUUAUUCUGUGGAUUUUGUGAAGCACAAAAAAAAUUGGAUUUUGAGGCAUGACCAGCCCUUAGCCUUCCCUAAGGUAUCUGACCAGAAAAGUCUCUAAUUUGGGAGAAUUAAAUCUUUUUGAAGCUCA